Messenger RNA from Oncorhynchus tshawytscha (Chinook salmon), 10535 nucleotides. RefSeq names its product rho guanine nucleotide exchange factor 17. Lineage: Eukaryota; Metazoa; Chordata; Actinopteri; Salmoniformes; Salmonidae. Bases 471 to 8240 code for a protein of 2589 amino acids. The record is from RefSeq and is a predicted model, not a curated record. Gene Ontology annotation, biological process: actin cytoskeleton organization. The transcript has 20 exons. Gene Ontology annotation, molecular function: guanyl-nucleotide exchange factor activity; protein binding.
CACUCAAUUAUGUCAACAAAAAUAAGGAACAUAGCAACAGUUCGGGAUUAUAGUGAAUUGUGAGUUGAGGGCAAUCUGCGUGUAUAAAGUGAUGGGAAAGAUUCGGGAAAAUGGGGGAAUCUAUGGAGAAAAAAAACCCUGCAUAGUUGAAGGGAGAAACGUUUGGACAAACUUUUGCCCUUUUUCGUCGUGCUUGGAUGCGAUUCGAGAGGACAUAUUGUAAGGUCAGAAUGCAGAAUAGUUAUCUAUUUCUUUCACUUUGUUUACUCCACAAUUCGCUCUCCUUUUAGUGUAAACCCUUAGCCCUCUUUUCAGUGGAGUAGAGAGAAACCCUUGCCAGCAAGUUGUGGUUAAAAGUCGCCUAUUGUACCAGGUUGAACGGGGGUUAAAACUAGGCACUGCAGAAAGAAAAGGUGCUGGAUCAAUGAAUUAGCAAAAGGAGAUAAACGAACAAAAUAAAGACGUGUACAAUGGCAGAAAAGGAGAAGGUGUAUCGCAGUGUUUCUUUCAAAAAGUUAGGUUGUAGCGCGAACAAAAGUUGCUGUGAAGAACAACUAAACAAAACAACGAAUUUGGAGGGUAGUAGCAGCGCCCUUCCCCCUCCAUCUACAGCAGCGGCCGAGAAAGCGCAGCCCUCGGCUAUGCGUAAUGUUAGUGUGUCAAGGAAAGUUUCCAAAAUCUCCGCUGCCAGCCUCCCAACCGCAGAGCUAAAGAAAGGCUCCUCCACUCCCCUCUCCUCCAUUUCUCCCUCUAUUCGCCAACUCACUGAGAAGUUCAGUAGCACUAAUUCGUCUCGAACGCAUGGAGCUCCGAGCCCUGGCAGUAACGUUGUCGGGAAAAGCACAACUUUACCCAGGGUUAAAAGCAACAGGGGAGAAGGGUCCCCAUCUCGGAAAUCAUUCCACGAGGACAGUGGAUAUUUACAAGUUACUGACACGGUUUUAACAGUGUCUCCGAAUGACACUAAAGUUCAUGAACAAAAGUUUUAUUCGGGCACAGACUCGGUCUCUGGAUCGGAUUCGGAGAGAAAUCAAAAAUGGAUGUAUACUCGCAUUUCUCCUCAAGGCAGCGUUGGGGCUGGUAAAAUAGAUGAUUCCCACGUUGAUCCGCCUGUCUCUUAUGACAACAACUGCAGUAAGAUUUCGAACACUGAGGAUUACGUUGUCAGUGGGGCGCCUGCCUGCAAGUCACACAGGAGCUAUUUCCCAAGUCACCAUGGAGAUCCUCCUGUUCACGUUGACCUAACCUACUGGCCCAGUGUCACCAAGAUCAGAGAGCUUUUUGAUGCAGAGGAUUUAAAGUGUUCUAACCAGCGCCAGCCCUCCGCCAGCUCUAAAGACAACUCUUUAGCAGACAUAAGCGACAGGCAGUCUCCCAACAGCCCAACCCCUGAAGCCACUAGCCUGUCAGGGUCAGACAGACACCUCAGCAGGGCUGCCUCCCGGGGCAGAGAGAGGAGACACCAGGGCAUGGACUCAGCCUUUCACCCUGACCAGCACUACUCAGACGACGCAGAGAUUGAGCCAGCCAGCACUAGUAUUCGUAGAAGUGGUAGGUUUCUUAGGGUGGCCCAGCCAUCAAACACACACAGAGCCCACAGCCCCAGCAGUGGAGGAGAGGGGCCUGAGACCUGGACUUCUAGUCUGAACUCUGACCCUCCACCCUCUGUCCUCACCGCUGCACCUGCCCCCCCACCUCGGAGCAACUCCAGUGGCCUCUCCUCCUCCCGUGUCCGCCCCUCUGGAGAGCAGAGGCAAAGCCGGGGGGCCGGACAGCCCACGGACAGUUUACAUUCCUCACAUAGCUCCUCCAGACCGGUGGCCCCCUCCUCUGAUAGGGCCUCAGCCAGGGCAGCCAUCACAGCCCGCUGGAGGUUCAGCUCAGGAGACGAAGAAGAGGACUACCACCACCGAGCAGGAGGAAGGAGCCCUCAAUCGUUAGGUGUCAGUGGAGGUUACCUCUCCCGCGGUAAGAAUGGCUGGUGGGGUGGUAAGGUCCUCGGCAGGUCUUCAGGCAGUGAGGAGGACAGCCCUGCUUCACUAGGACCCAGCAGAGACGCCGUGAGACGCCGCUCACUGAGAAAAAAGAAGAACAACGAGGUUGCCGUAGCUACGGGGCGAGACGAUGGCGAGUCAGACGACAGUGACGACGAGCAGACGGGUAUGAUGGAACACCUUGAGAGACACCAACAGAACAUCACCGCAGAACAGACUGGGAGCUCCCGGAACCGGCUCAGAGAACCCAAAGCCUCUAGCACCUGUGCAGCACUGUGGGGACGCAAUUCCACUCCUAACCAGAUGGGAGCUCAGGGGAGCUACAGACGCAAAUACACAUCAGUCGGGGCGGGGACAUCUCGCAUAACCACACCCCUAUCAGGGGUGUCGCGGGUGUCAAAGGUCAACAUUUCAUCAUUUAUUUCGAGUCCCGGCGGCUCGCAGAGCAGCAGUAGAUACUGUAGCACCGAGACGCUGAAAGAAGAGGACCAAGCUAGCUAUGCUAACAGAAGGGUGAACUGUAAUGUUACUACCCCAGGCAGUGUGGUUGGUGCUUCCUCUUCCAUGCUCAGUAAGACCUACCACGGUAACUUCACCAUGUACCGCUCCCCCAGCUUCGGACACGGGGAUAACUUUUCCCACGCCCCUGUUAGAGGCCAACCCCGCAUUCUUCCCCCUGUCAAUCCCCCAUCCCCAGCCACAGGGGACACUGGAGGGGUUGCUAGGGAGGAGACUACAGUGUUCCGUCGGUUGCUAAGUGGUGGCGUUGUCGGUGAUAAGGACAAGAACAGGAUGUCAUUGUCAAACCCGGACAUAGCCUCAGAAACUAUGUCUCUCCUCAGCUUCCUGAAAAGUGACCUAUCAGAUCUCAGAGUUCGAAAGACGGACAGGUCAGGGGUUAUUGAGGGGUCAUCUACGGUGUACAGGAUGGGGUCAAGAGGCCUCUACCCAGGACUCCGCCCUUCAUUAAAGGACCUCACUGCAACUCUCAGACGUGCCAAAUCCUUCACUUACUCUGAUAAACCAGUAGGGAGGCAACAUCCAGCCGGCUCCUCUGCUAAAAGAAGCUCUUCUGAGCAAUGUCUGGAUCAAGACGAAGAGAGGGAUGGAGGGAGGGGGGCGGUGCCUGACAGAGAGGUGGAGAGUGAUGGAGGAGACUGCAGAGCAGGGGGUUAUGGGUAUGAGGAUGUGAUGCCCACUCCGUUGCAGGACCGGUAUGUCCAGGAGGCCAGACAGGUAAUCAGAGAUAUCUGCCAGAUGAGCGCUCUCGAGGAUGUUGACAAUGGUGAUGAUGAUGAUGUGCUAGCAACAGAUGGCACUGAAGACGAGUGUUUCAAAAGAAAACAAGUGGAGGAGCAGGAGAUAAAAGAGGGCGAGGGAGGUGAAUUAAAAGAUGAGAGGAGAGCUAGAGAAGCUGAGGUUGCCAUUUCAGGGGAAAAAGAGAUGAGGGAGUGGGACUGUGAAAACACAGAAAGAGAGAAGUUCCAACAGAAGGGAGAUUCUGAGGAGAACGUUUUUUAUGACCGAUCUGUUGAUGAGCUAUCAGGUCAUGAGUCGAGCCUCACUGAUGAGGGCAUAGUCACAGAACCAGAGGCUGGACUGGGUGACCCUGAGAGGUUAUUUGUCAGGUCAAGUUUAGGAUCAUCGUUGGCCAGAGAUGUGCUAGGUCAACCCCUCACCAUCUGGAAGCAGUCUGCUCUGCAUGAGGAUGAGUGGCCAGGGUUACACGAGGGAUUGCGAGAGGGAUCAGGGUUAAACGAGGGAAUGCGAGAGGGAUCAGGGUUAAACGGAGGAGCGAGAGAGAAACGAGAGAACCCUGUCUCUGUUCCUGCCCUUGGGGUUGAGAGUGAGAGCAUUGCUGUAGUAACAGAGAUGAGCGGCGUCAAUAACAACAACAGUACUAGCGGGAGGGCCAAUGUAUCCCAGGGUGCCUCAGUCCCAGGACUUGAGGCACCUCCCACUCCGAGCGCAAUCCGCCGCCGCCGUAAGUUCUCCUCAACCGGGAACGCGGGCUCUGACUCCAGCAACGGCAGCACUGGGGAGUCCAACGGGAACGGGGAUGUUUACCGUUCGCUAAGCGACCCCAUGCCUCACCGGCGCCGCUCUGUGUCAGAAGAAGGGAAUAACAGCUUCUCUUUGGAUAGUAACCUGCUGGGGUCUCUCUCUCUCUCCUCCAAGGGGGCAGGAGGAGUCGGAGGAGGAAGUGUCCCAGAGUCGUCCUCUACAGCUGAUCUAUCAGAGUGCACGGGCAGCGUGGCUAGCGACCUAUCGCUGUGCAGUGAUGGUGGUCUCCGUGACGACUACAGCAAUGUGAUCCGGAACAUUGUUGCGGAGCCAGGAGCGAUGGACAGACUGAUGACGGAUGACAAGAACAACGGAAAAGCCACGAAGAAGAAGUCCUUCUCUGACCCCAGUCGCCGUGGUGACGGCCCCCUGCUUGAUGAACCAGGGUUCAAAAGUCACUAUCACCCUAAAGAACCAGUCAGUGAGCUGGAUCAGCCUGGUCAGAUCCCGCCCUCCAGCAGUGAGCCAAUCCUGAGUGAGCAGAGAGAUGAGCUGUGGGAGCUCAGAGAUGAAUGUGGACACCCAUUACUUAGUCGUCAUGGCAACAAUGAAGUCGGGAAAUUCCGCUCCCAAUCAGAAAGGGAGGUGCACUCCUGUCUCCAUAGUGAUGACACAGACAGAGUGGGAGGAGGGGAGAUAUUGAACUCUGACCUCAAAUUAGCGGAGCUUGUGUCUCCCGGAAUGGGCCGGCGGACCAACAGGAAACGCCCCAACUGGGUCACCCAAUCAGCAUCAGAGGAGCCGGACCACUCGGAACCAGGUCCAGAGGACCAGGAUCAAGACCAGACUGAUCUCACCCCCCCAUUGCCUCUGGUCCCCCCCAAACCCAAAACUAGGUCCAAGCACGUCCGCCACGCCAGCGAACCUGCCACCUUCAUCCCCAUCUUCCCACCUCCACAGCCCCAGCGAGCCCAAGGGGAUCCGCCUUCCCUACUACCUGCCUGUGAACUCUCCAUCCUGGGUAAGCCCACCAGUGAGGAGGCCCCCUCCCUGGAAGAUGUGACCAAGCGGUAUAUUCUGGCCCUGAAUGCUCCAGGGGGCGAGAGCGAGCCGUCUGGUUCUGAGUCUGGGUCUAGAGGAACGGUGCCUGUACCAGACGGGUCCAACUCCAGCCCUGCUACUCCCAGUGGUGCCAGAGAACCCAGACUGCAGAGGAAGAGCAGUGAGGAGCUGACCACACCAGCCCCACAGAGUGCCAAACCCAGAGUGGAUAUGAGAAGACAUGUCGUGAUGACCCUCCUGGACACUGAGCAGUCUUAUGUGGAGUCACUCCGGACACUCAUACAGGGCUAUAUGCGGCCUCUGAAGCAGCCAGACAGUGGCUCCCUAGUUGAUCCCUCAUUGGUGGAUGAGAUGUUCUAUCAGAUUCCAGAGAUCCUGGAGCACCAUGAGCACUUCCUGGAACAGGUCACCGGCUGCAUUAGCCAAUGGCACGACAGACAGACCGUGGGUCAGUUGCUUAUCCAAUCGUUCUCCAAAGAGAUUCUUGCUAAUAUUUAUUCAGCAUACAUCGAUAACUUUCUGAACGCCAAAGACGCCGUGAGGAUCGCAAAGGAGGCCAAGCCGGCAUUCCUCAAGUUCCUGGAGACCAGUAUGCGUGAGAACAAGGAGAAGCAGGCCCUGGGUGAUCUGAUGAUCAAGCCUGUCCAGAGGAUCCCCCGUUAUGAGCUGCUGGUCAAGGAUCUGUUGAAGCACACUCCUGAGGAACAUCCAGACCACCCGUUGCUAUUGGAUGCCCAGAGAGACAUCAAGCGAUUGGCUGAGAAGAUCAAUAAGGGGCGUCGCUCUGCGGAGGAGGUGGAGAGAGAGACACGCGUCAUGCAGGAGAUAGAAGCCCACAUCGAGGGAGUGGAACAUGUCAGAGAUAUCCUUAACCCAAUGAGGAAGUUCCUGAGACAGGAGAUGGUGAUGGAGGCGAAGACCGUGGGGGGUAAGAAGGACCGCUCUCUCUUCCUCUUCAGUGAUCUGCUCAUCUGCACCACCCUCAAGAGGAAGUCUGGAUCCCUGAGACGCAGCUCCAUGAGCCUGUACUCUGUUGCCAGUGUGAUCGACACUUCCAGUAAAUAUAAAUUCCUGUGGAAACUUCCCCUAGAGGACGUGGAGAUGGUGAAAAACCCCUCCCAGGCAACCAACAAAGAGACCAUCCAGAAGAUGAUUGGUCGACUGGACGAGGACCUGAGUACACUGGGACAGAUCAGCAAACUAUCAGAGACUCUCAGCUUCCCUCACCAGUCUCUGGAUGAUGUGAUAAAGGACCUGAUGUCGUCGGUCCACAGGGAGCUUGCAGAGAAACAGUCUCUAGCCUUCAGUAUGAGCUUCCUGCCCACCAAGCUGGAGCUGACCACGGCCUCCGCAGAAACAAGCUUCGUCUUCGAGUUCAGCUCCCCAGACACACGCAGCAACUUCCAACAGGCCUUCGAAGAUGCCAAGAAGAAACUGGCAAUGAAUAAGGACCAGUGGGACCCAGAGUUCCUGAAGGCGAUCCCCAUUAUGAAGACUCGUAGUGGGAUGCAGUUCUCCUGUGCCUCCCCCAGCCACAGUUGUCCAGAGAGCAGCAGUGAGGUGUGGGUGUGUAACAGUGAUGGUUAUGUGGGCCAGGUGUGUCUGCUCAACAUCAGAGACCAGCCCACUGUAGAGGCCUGUAUCGCUGUCUGCUCUGCUAGGAUCAUCUGUAUCGCCGCGGUCCCUGGACUCAAGGGGAGGGAACGUGGAGUGGAGCACUCCUCAGCCCCUCCCCCUGUAGCUGUUGACUCCACCCCAUUCCGGCAGCAGCAGCUACACAUCUCCAUCUCUCAUUCGUCGCUGGAGCUGACCAAGCCCCCUUCAGGGGCGGGGCCAGAGUUAGUUCCAUUUGAUAGUGAUGACACGGACGAUGAAGAUUCUCCUAGCCCCUCCUCUACACUGCAGAGCCAAGCCAGUCACUCUACUGUGUCAUCCAGCUAUGGCAAUGAGGAGGGGUCUGGUUCUAAGGACAUGGCUACAGAGACCACCAGUAGUGAGGAGGAGCAGGACUACCCCGUGGCCAGUUCUUAUGGAGCUCCAGGCAGGCCAGGGGGGGGUGGAAUAGGUCGACCCCACAGCGAGAGCCCCAUGGACGGGAGAGCGAUGCGCCGCUCCUCCCGGGGAUCCUUCACUAGAGCCAGUCUGGAGGAUCUGCUCAGCAUUGACCCGGAGGCUUACCAGAGCUCUGUGUGGCUGGGCACAGAGGACGGAUGUAUCCAUGUGUACCAGUCAUCAGACAACAUUCGGAACCGUAAGAACAGCAUGAAGAUGCAGCAUUCUGCCCCCAUCCUGUGUGUUCUCUACCUGGACAACAAGGUGUUUGCGUCCCUGGCCAACGGAGAUGUGAUCGUCUACCAGAGGGAGGUGGGGAGUUUCUGGGACGCCCAGUCAUCUCAGACGUUGAGUCUGGGCACGCCCAGUAGUCCUGUCACUAAGAUGGUCCCGGUCGGUGGGAAGCUGUGGUGUGGUUCACAGAACCGCGUUCUCAUCAUCAACACAACCACACUGGUGCAAGAGCACUGGUUCCAGGUGGGCACAGACAGCAGUAGGUGUGUUACCUGCAUGGUGAGCUACGGCCAGGGAGUGUGGCUGGCGCUCCAGGGUAGUGCCCAGAUCAGACUUUACCACGCCCAGACCUGGGACAGCCUGACGGAGGUGGACGUGGCCCCCGCCGUGCACAAGAUGCUUGCAGGUUCAGAUGCGAUCAUCCGGCAACACAAGGCAGCGUGUCUGAGGAUCACAGCUCUCCUGGCCUGUAAGGACCUGCUGUGGAUCGGGACCAGUGCAGGGGUGGUCCUGACCCUGUCUAUCCCAGCCGUCAGCUCUGGGACUGUGUCAGGGACGCUGCGGUCACCUCUGACCCCCAUGGGCUCCGCUCAUGGACACACUGGCCAUGUUAGGUUCCUCACCUCCAUAGAACUACCUGAAGGCUUCGACGUCAACUUCCCCCUGCCCGCCGAUACCACAGGCAACCCAGCCCAGAGUGGUGUUGAAGGGGGUAAUGGGGGUCUGCAGAGGCGAGAUUCCGCUCGCCGUCGAGCCUCCGCCCUCCUGCCCGUUAAAACCAAUCAGUUGGUGAUCUCCGGUGGCGAUGGCUAUGAGGACUUCCGGCUGACCAAUAGCAGUGAGACAGUGGGGCGGGACGACAGUACCAACCACUUACUGCUCUGGAGGGUCUGAUCCAAUCAGCCGGCCCCAUUUAUCAAAACCCACCCCUUCAGCACCAGCAACAUACUGCCCUGGAGGAUGUGAGGCCAAGCCCCCUGCCCCGGGUCUGAGCCAAUGAGAGUCCCCCGACCCAUUUGAACCCCACCCUCAGCAAAAACCACACAUAAACCCGACCCCUCCUCCUCAAAACCCACCCCGUUUUUAUUAGGUCCAGUAUUUUUGAGUUAUUUUCUCCGUCUUCUGAUCUCUCUGUGCAUGGGUGUUGUUAGCCCAGGCUGAAAAACUACAGGGUCGCUUCAAACCAGGUUUCUGUUGUUGUUUUGGUUUGUUCUGAUGCAACUGUCUGUGUUGUUAAUCACUGAGUGAUGUGUCUGGUGUUUCGGCGUGGACUCUGUCUCUACAGACUUUACUAGGAGAGAGGGAGGGAACAAGUGAGAGAGAGGGAAAGAGAGGGAGAGAAAGAGAGAGCGAGAGAUUGGGACAGUGACCAGAGAAAAGUGUGGAUAAGGACAGACCGAUUAGGUGAAGGAUAGGGAGAGAGAAGGAAAGAGAGAGAGGUUGAGGCAGACAGGGUGAAAGUAUACUGAUGGGAAGAAGAUUGUGAAUUCUGCAACAAGCCAAAUGAUGGACUGAUGGAAGUAAAAAUGGAACAAGGCCAUCCUGACAAUCCAUCCUAGGGAGGAGAGGAGAAAUGGAACAAGGCCAUCCUAACACUCCAUCCUAGGGAGGAGAGGAGAAAUGGAACAAGGCCAUCCUAACACUCCAUCCUAGGGAGGAGAGGGGAAAUGGAACAAGGCCAUCCUAACACUCCAUCCUAGGGAGGAGAGGAGAAAUGGAACAAGGCCAUCCUAACACUCCAUCCUAGGAAGGAGAGGAGAAAUGGAACAAGGCCAUCCUAACACUCCAUCCUAGGGAGGAGAGGAGAAAUGGAACAAGGCCAUCCUAACACUCCAUCCUAGGGAGGAGAGGAGAGAUGGAACAAGGCCAUCCUAACACUCCAUCCUAGGGAGGAGAGGAGAGAUGGAACAAGGCCAUCCUAACACUCCAUCCUAGGGAGGAGAGGAGAGAUGGAACAAGGCCAUCCUAACACUCCAUCCUAGGGAGGAGAGGAGAGAUGGAACAAGGCCAUCCUAACACUCCAUCCUAGGGAGGAGAGGAGAAAUGGAACAAGGAGUGAACACUAAACGUCUCUGUUCUCUGAACAAGGAUACUAAAGAGUAAACAUUAUAAAAGUAACCAAUGUGCAAUAUAUGGCAAGGGUACCUACUAAGACUAUAUAAACAUACACACACACACACACACACACACACACACACACACUCGUUCUUCACUCGUUCGACAAAACACAGCUCGUCUCUCCAUAGCCUAUGACAAACAUACACAUACAACUAGUUCUCACACCUAAAUCACUUUUGUGUUUAUAAUUUUAACAAUGUUUUGUUCUACUUAAAGAGAAACAACAUCCCACUACCGCAGUGACGUGUGUUUUAAGGCAUUGGUUUUAGGGGGCUGUAGUAGAAGAGAUAUGUUUGUACAGUAUUUAUGUUUUUGAUUUCAUCUUUGUCUUUUUACAGCACUUAAUUUAUAGAUGUGUUUUUCUCUCUUUCUUUACCCCGAAGAGAUGAUUUACAGGAGCUCUGACACACACACACACACACACACACACACACACACACACACACACACACACACACACACACAAACCAGUGCCCUCAGGUUCAGGGUGGUGAUAGUGUUUAAUCUCUCCAAGCCAAGAGAACUCCCCUACAAACCAUCUGGGGACAUCACCUUCAACCACUCCAACCAAAUGUAUCAGCAUUAGGCUAAUUCCCCCAUUGUGAGCCAAUGAAGAGGCUAACGGAUAAUCGGGCGCGACAGGUAGCCUAGCGGUUAAGAGUGUUGGGCCAGUAACCGAAAGGUCGCUGAUUCAAAUCCUCGUGCCGACUAGGUGAAAAAAAAUAUGUCAAUGUGCUCUUGAGUGAGGCACAAUCCUAGUUGCUCCUGUAAGUUGCUCUGGAUAAGAGCGUCUGCUAAAUGACUCAAAUAUAAUCAGAUAACCUGGUCGUUUGAUACUCGUCUGCUGCUAGCUGUGUCUCUGUGUAGACGUAUAUUAGUGGAGCAACCUGUGUCUGUGUAAGUGCUCUGAAACUUUAGCCAAGUGUGGAAUUCUAGUUGGUUAUUCUAUCUGUGUUAUUGUGAUGUCAUAUUGGGUUGACUGUGGAACCAUGUGAUGUCAUAUUGGGUUGACUGUGGAACCAUGUGAUGUCAUAUUGGGUUGACUGUGGAACCAUGUGGAUUUCAUAUUGG